Anguilla anguilla (European eel) is the source of this 3907-nucleotide messenger RNA. RefSeq names its product kelch-like family member 4 (gene klhl4). Gene Ontology annotation, molecular function: protein binding. The transcript is spliced from 11 exons. The record is from RefSeq and is a predicted model, not a curated record. The coding region runs from base 1 to 2160 and encodes 719 amino acids. Lineage: Eukaryota; Metazoa; Chordata; Actinopteri; Anguilliformes; Anguillidae.
AUGUCGGUGUCGGGGAAAAAGGAGUUUGACGUGAAACAGAUCCUCAGGCUUCGCUGGCGCUGGUUCAGUCACUCCUCCCAGAGUUCGGCCGGCAGCGGAAGCUACAUCCAGCAGGAGGGCUUUGAUCACCGGGGCAACCCGGCCCAGAACAGGUUAAAGAGUCAUUCGCGGGACAGGAGUGGGCUUCGCAAGAGCAACAGCCCUGUGCACAGCAUUUUGGCGCCGACCCCGGGACCCACGCCAGUCUACGCCAGACCCGGCCAUCAAUCAUGGCACCAGCAGAACCUCAUCCCACACCUGCAGUCCAGUGAGGAGCUGCCUAAAUCCGGCUCUCCCGAUAGCGCCAGAAAGGAGGACGCCAAGAGAAGCCAGGAGGAUGUGAAGAGCCACCCGGAGGACCCUUUAGAAGUGGAAGCGAGGGAAAGGUUGUCUCUAAGUACCUAUUCUAGGAUGAACUCCCAUUGCUCGGACGAGUUUUUCCAGGCUAUUAACCAUGCAGAGCAGACCUUCCGCAAGAUGGAAAACUAUCUCCAGCACAAGCAGCUGUGCGACGUGCUACUGAUUGCUGGGGACCACAAGAUACCUGCCCACAGGCUUGUGCUAAGUGCGGUCUCAGACUACUUUGCUGCAAUGUUCACCAAUGACGUGCGGGAGGCCAAGCAAGAGGAGAUCAAGAUGGAAGGUGUGGAUCCUGAGGCGCUAAGAUCGCUGGUUCAUUAUGCGUACACUGGUGUACUGGAACUAAAGGAGGAGACGAUCGAGAGUCUGCUGGCAGCUGCCUGCCUUCUCCAGCUCUCCCAGGUCAUUGAGGUGUGCUGCAACUUCCUCAUGAAGCAACUCCACCCGUCCAACUGCCUGGGAAUCCGUUCCUUUGCUGACGCCCAAGGGUGCAUGGACCUGCUGAACGUGGCCCACAGCUACACUAUGGAGCACUUCCUUGAAGUCAUCCAGAACCAGGAGUUCCUGCUUCUUCCCACUGCUGAGAUUGUGAAGCUGCUGGCCAGUGACGACAUCAAUGUGCCAGAUGAGGAGACCAUUUUUCAGGCGUUGAUGAUGUGGGUGCGGCACGAUGUCCAGCACCGGCAGCAAGAUCUGGGAAUCCUGCUGGCCUACAUUCGUCUGCCCCUCCUGCCUCCACAGCUUCUUGCUGAUCUUGAAAACAAUAAGAUGUUUUCCGAUGACCUGGAGUGUCAGAAGCUUCUUAUGGAAGCCAUGAAGUACCACCUGUUGCCAGAGCGCCGUCCCAUGCUCCAAAGCCCCAGGACCAAACCCCGGAAGUCCACCGUGGGUGCGCUCUACGCCGUGGGUGGUAUGGAUGCCACCAAAGGUUCAACUACGAUUGAAAAGUAUGACCUGCGCACAAACAGGUGGAUACAGGUUGGCAUCAUGAAUGGGCGGCGGCUACAGUUUGGAGUGGCGGUGAUUGACAACAAGCUUUACGUGGUGGGAGGCAGGGACGGGCUAAAGACAUCGAACAUGGUGGAGUGCUACAACCCAAUAACCAAAGUGUGGUCAACAAUGCCCCCCAUGUCAACCCACAGACAUGGACUAGGGAUCGCUGUGCUGGAAGGACCCAUGUAUGCUGUCGGGGGCCAUGAUGGAUGGAGCUAUCUGAACACGGUGGAGAGGUGGGACCCCCAGGCACGACAGUGGAACUACGUGGCCAGCAUGUCCACUCCUCGGAGCACGGUGGGCGUCACAUCGCUUAACGGAAAAUUGUUUGCAGUUGGAGGUCGAGAUGGAAGCUCAUGCCUGCGGUCGAUGGAAUGCUUCGAUCCUCACACAAACAAGUGGAGCAUGUGUGCCCCCAUGACCAAAAGGCGAGGUGGAGUGGGUGUUGCCACAUACAACAGCUUCCUCUAUGCGGUGGGCGGUCACGAUGCCCCAGCCUCCAACCACUGCUCGCGGCUCUCUGACUGUGUAGAGAGGUAUGACCCAAAAACAGACACGUGGACCACUGUGUCCUCUCUCAGUGUCCCCCGAGACGCAGUGGGAGUCUGCCUUCUGGGUGACAGGCUGUAUGCUGUCGGUGGAUAUGAUGGCCAAUCGUACCUGAACAGCGUGGAGUCUUAUGAUGCACAGAACAAUGAGUGGACUGAGGAGGUGCCUCUGAACAUUGGCAGAGCUGGUGCCUGCGUUGUGGUUGUGAAGUUGCCUUGAAGACUCCAUUCUGAUGAAUCAGAUACGUAUUUUGUGCUGAUUCUGUGACCGCUGGAACAAUAUACAAAUGCUACACCACUUUCAAGAUCUACAUCUGAAUCACAUUCCACACCAGGCACUGUUUCAGUGCACUGGGGCCCAGGCCAACUCAAAAGACCCUGGAUUUUUCAGUUGGAUAAUUAACUUACAGUGGCAGACAUCUGGAUUAGACCUGCAGUUUUUCUGAUUUUGAUUAUGAUGACGAUGAUGUUGUGGAUGAUGAUGAUUAUUUUUAUUAUUACUGUUAUGGGAAAAUAUUUCCCAUUUUUGCAAUAUAAAAGGUCUCAAUUCCAUGAAACCUCAGCCUGCUUUGUCCUCAGCUUUGAUUAACAAAUUUAAACAAAAAUGAUAGAAAUUCAUCAUACUUUCACAUUGUUGAAAAAUGUGUUCACAAUUUUUAAACUUCGUAAAUUUUGGACUCAAAUAGCACAUUGCCUUUGAUUGAAUAGAGAUAAAAAACAAUGAAUUAUUUUAAAAUAAAAUGAAUACAUAUGGCAGUGGCUAAAAUGGCAGGAAGCACAUUUCAACCACAUACAAAUAAGUGUUACUGUACAAAUUAUAUACAAAUUGGAAAGGUUAGAAUCAACUGAAUGAAAACUGAAUUUACAAAAACCAAUGGACUGAACAGAUUAAAACUAAUUCAGCAAUAGUUGAAUUAAAACUGAUUGAACACUAUGAAUUCAAAUGAUUUAUUCCACAUCACCGUAGACUAUUUAAAGUAUCACCUGCUCAUAGCCACUUGAAAACAGAAUAUAAUUACACUGGUAAAAACAACCCUUUUCUUCUCCUGGGCUUUCUGUGACAAUUUUUUAUUUUUAUUUUUGGACAAGGCAGUCUCAAGGAACACUGUGAAUAUUAUUACUAUUAUUAUUGUUGGUGCUUGCUGCAAAAACAGUAGGUUUACUGAAAGCCAUUUGAAUUUUAAAAAAUCACUCAUGCACAUGUCUUUUGAAAACAGUUUCUGUUUGUGAAAAUAGAUAUUUAUUGUUACUGGAAUAAAAUGAAGAAAAAUAAACACUUCAAAAAAAGUAUUUUAUCUGAAAAUAAAUUACUGUACAUUUCAUAUCAGUUGAAAAGAAACUGUUUUCAAAGCUUUUAGCUGAAUCAUGCCAAAGUCAUUAGCACGUAAAUGUCAGAAGUCUUGUCUGUCAGAGCAAAUAAAAAGUUUACAUAAUAGUGAAUCUACAGUUAUAUCAUAUUGAUAUUUCACAUAACUGUAAAGGUUUUGCAAGUUCACCAAUGAUUGCAGCCAUGUAUAUAAUUCCAUUCUUAAACAAGUGUACAGUAUAUAAGAGGAUUUUCUUUGGCAUGAUACCUGGGUUUACAUUUGUGUAUACUCGUAUGUUAUAUUUUAAUGGUUCAGCUGAAUGAUACUGCUUGUCACUUAACAAUGUUAUAUAUUCAUACUCUGGGUGUUACAUAUGAAAUGUGCCAACUUGAUCAUUUACUGCCAUGUACUGAGACCAUGGUUAUGGAUCUUGCAGGAUUUUUAAAUCAUGUUCAGAUAUUUCACACAUGUAUUAUGGCUUUUCCAAGCAUAACAGCAGGCCUUCAAGGUUGAAUAUACAGUAUUCCAACCAGAAAUAGCCUUUUAAGAGGAUAAAAGUAUUUAUACUUGUAAUGCUGAAAAUGCUAUAGGCAAAACUUUGAUUUUUUUCAGUAUUUUAUAUGGCAUGCAGAUCUAGAAAUAAACUGAUUUUGUUCUCUA